Rhodofomes roseus is the source of this 3778-nucleotide messenger RNA. Its product is annotated as cysteine proteinase. Gene Ontology annotation, cellular component: cytosol; nucleus. Bases 69 to 3659 code for a protein of 1196 amino acids. The transcript has 24 exons. Lineage: Eukaryota; Fungi; Basidiomycota; Agaricomycetes; Polyporales; Fomitopsidaceae. The record is from RefSeq and is a predicted model, not a curated record. Gene Ontology annotation, molecular function: cysteine-type endopeptidase activity; protein binding; cysteine-type deubiquitinase activity. Gene Ontology annotation, biological process: protein deubiquitination.
GCCACUCCUGCCCAACUCCUGCCCGGACACUCUCCACGGCCCUAUUUCGUGCUGUCCCUGUCUUCGACAUGCCGCCGAAACGGACACGCCGAACACCUCCUGCACAGUCUGGACUUUACGCUGGAGAGCGGCUCAAGCGCGCAAAACUCACAGACAGCAGAGGCUAUUCAGCUUGGGGAUGGGUGGGGACGGAGGUGUCUGACGCAUCCCAAAUCGCUCUACAACAUCGGUUAGCCACCUGUGGCUUCUCGGAGAACAGCUCACAUCCUCUAUGUCUGAACCGCUACGCCUCUGCCAAGUCGCCAUCCAUGCAGAAGAGUUGUCUGAACGGUGGCGGAAAGGUGGCAGAGGGGGAGCUGGAGGAUGAUAUCAUUGUCAUUUCGGACGAUGAGGCACCCAGAUGUACCAGUAAGGCUUGCAAGUCAAACCCGUAUUGUCUCAACUAUCUUGGCCAAGAGAAGUGGGAAGAUGAAGUGAAAGCACGCAAUGCUUUUCUGAAGGCUGCCAAUCUCGGAGAGAAUCCGGCGAAGCACUCCAGGAAGCCAGGACUUCCCGUUGGUUUGAGAAACCUGGGUGCUACAUGCUAUGCAAACGCAUACCUACAGGUAUGGUUCCAGGACUUGCCCUUCCGCAAUGGCGUCUACAGGUGCCAGUUGCCCGAGGAUGAGAAGUUCAGCUUGGAGGUUUCACCCAUUUUUCAGCUUCAAGUCGCGUUCGCAGCGAUGCAAGAAGGCAUGGAGAGCGCUUUCAACCCCGUCAAGUUGGUAGAAAGUCUGAAACUUCGGACCACGGAGCAGCAAGACGCACAAGAGUUCUCAAAACUAUUCAUGGCCCACCUCGACACUGAAUUUCAGAAACAGCCGGAUCCGACACUCAAAACGCUGGUAGCCAAUCAGUUUCAAGGCAAACAGACCUAUGUCACAACAUGCCAGAAGUGUCAGUAUCGCUCAGAACGGAGUUCGGACUUCCUUGAGCUCGAGGUCACAAUCAAGAACAAUUCAACACUCGAAGAACGAAUGGCAGCUGUGCUCGAGCCUGAGAUGAUGUCCGGAGACAACCAGUACUCUUGUCCGCGGUGUGAACGCCUACAAGAUGCGAAGCGACAUAUGGAGCUCAGCUCCCUCCCUCCCGUGCUCCACUUCUCCUUGCUGCGCUUCGUGUACGAUCUGUCGACCAUGGAGCGCAAGAAGAGCAAGCACAACAUAUCCUACCCAACCACGAUCGAUAUGGACAGGUUCCUCGGGCCUCCGGAGUCAGGCCCUCGGAAGCGACGGCGGAGAGGUGACGAUCAGAAGACUUUGUACCAGCUGCGGGGCAUUCUGUUGCACAAAGGCGCCAGUGCAUAUCAUGGUCACUAUGAAGCACAGGUGUUCGAUGUUCACACUCAAUCAUGGUACCAGUUCAACGACGAGACAGUAACCAAGAUUGAUUCGCUCGUGGGGAAAGUACCAAAUGGUACUCAAGCUGGCUCGAAGGCGAAGAAGAACUCAGCGCCAACAACAACCAAUGGCAAGGCCAAGAAGACUCCCCCAUCCGCUGAGAGCGAUAACAGCGACAUCGAGAUUCUGGAACAAUCAUCGCCCGCAGAGACAGACAAGCCUUCGCUCGAUAGACCAGUGUACAUCUCAUCCAAGGAAGCAUACAUGCUCGUCUAUUCCCGCGUUGACAAUGUCAAGUCUGCUAGCGCAGAGCGCCCUGCGACGUCCACUGGCACAGGCCAGGACCAUCAUACAGCCGGCAUGUCCCUCCCGAGACCACCCCCGCGAGCGGAAGCAGCUGUUGCUGCUUUGAACGAAUGGCAAGCGUCGGCAUGUAAGGCGUACGACGACAAGAAACAGCAGACGCUGGCUCAGUUCGACGAGAUACGCCAGAGAAUCAUGAGCAUCGUCAAGUCGUGGAACCUCACUUCUCGCGAUCAGGAGUGUGUGGUGGCGAGCCGGCAAGGUCUCGAAUCGUGGAUAUCACGCCAUCUAAAGCCACUAUCGCCCUCAAAGCCUGAGUCUGAGUCUGAGUCGAAGGCCAAUGAUGAGACAGCUAGUGCCUCACCCGCGGAAGACAAGGACCCGGACUCGAUAGAGCCCACUAGCGAUAAGGACGUCAUAACCAUGUCGCAGGUCUUGUGCGAGCACGGUCGGUUGGAUCCCAGCAAGGCUGGUGACAUGAAGCUCAUAACCACGGCAGCGCACCGACGAAUCGCUGUGGAAGAGGCUUGUGAGCUGACACCAGCUCUUCAUCCUCUCAAUGUAUGCGAAGAGUGUGUCGUAGCUUUAUUCAACGAGAAGCUGUAUCAGGUCGAACAUCCGCGCUUGGUGGAUCAGUUUGACAGUAUUUCGGCGGUUGAAGAGGAUGAGCCUGGCUAUUGGAUAUCGAAGCAAUGGUUGAAAGACUGGAGACUAUCGAAGCCGAAGAUGCAUGUCCCGUCGGGACCAGAUUCUCCUCCAGAUGCCCCCGACUUCGUGCAAGACGUCAAAUGCGAACAUGGUGGUCUGUCUGCUAACAUCACUGCUCGCCGGCGAAUAUCUCCAGAGGCGUAUGUUAUUCUGAGGCGUCUUUUUCCAAGCUGGGAAGCAUUGUCGACAGACGCCGAACUGUGCCCAGUAUGUGAAGCACUCCUACAUAUCUCUAAAGAGGACAAGCGCGAGUUUCGGAGACAAGCCGAAGAGGAAAAGGCGAGGCUCAAGCACAUGUACGACAAUGCAUUGAACGGGAACACUGCCUUGCUCGAGAACACACCUUGCGCCAUCGUGCCUGCUCAGUUCGUUCGAGCAUGGAGGCAGUGGCUCCUACGUCCGGCUGAGGUUUCCCGUCCAGACAAACUUGAUAAUUCACUGUUUAUCUGCGAGCACGGCCUCCUAACCCUAGAUCCGAAUGUCAACAGCGACAUGGACACCUCAGUCACGAUCAUUAAGCGCACUGAUUGGGCUACUAUCGAAGAACUAUACACCGCAGGUCCGUUGAUCGCGAUAGAAAAUACGGGUUCAGAAAUCGAGCACGAGCUGCCAGUGUGUGCACCAUGUCGCCUGAAAAGGAAAUCAACAUUUGAUGUCACUGAGAUCACCAUCCGCAUCCUACGUCCUGACGCCCCAACACCUAGCCCCGAGACCUACUCCGAAGAACCAACAGCAGGACGAGUGGCAGAGACGACCAAACUGUCUACACUCGUGACGUAUGGCUCUCGGAAGAAUGGGGCGUUACGACAAUCAAGCAGGAUUAGGCAGGUGAAAGAACAAGGCAAACGCCGUCGGGUCACCAUCACGAGUGCUAUGUCAGUGAAGGAACUCAAAAUUUCGCUCCAAGAAGAACUAAGUAUCCCGGUGAUAUCUCAACGACUCUACUACCAUGGCCAAGAGCUGGAUGACAGUUCUGCAAAACUCGCAUCUCUGGGUAUCUUAUCGAAUGAUCUGCUGGAUCUGCAAGAACAGGCCGAAGAUGUCGACCUACUCAGUGAUUCGGACAAUGAACCGGGGGAGCGUCAUAGGAAGAGGAGAACAGAGGGUCAAGGCUUCGGAGGCACACUUCUCGGCGGGCUCCCCGCUUCUGACAUGGAAUCGCAAGCAGUUGCCCAUGUUCCAAAACCUUCCACGAGAGCUUGCCCCGCUUGUACCUUCGAGAACACCCUCGACUCCGCGGCUUGCACCGUCUGCGAAACUGUGAUGUAGUGGCUCAUGCCUCUGGUAGGCUCGGGGCCAAGGAGGAGGUCACAAAGUCAAGAUGUACGUACAUACAUAGUGGUUAGUAAUUACAAGUUCGGCGGUAGCAAUGGUGCUUUUUCUACAGA